AUGAAACUAACGGAUCAAAGUGGACGAACAUUAUGUGUUAUUGAUUUCCCUAUUCGAAUACGAACAUAUGAUCGUAUUACUGUUCUAUUUCAUUACUUAAUUCCAUUUUGUAUUCAAAUAUUGUCCAUAACGAUUCUAAUCAUUCUGUCAGCACGGAAUCGUUCUCGUUUUGGUAACAGUCAUGAUACAUUUAUGGAAUAUCUUAAACGGCAAUUUCGACGUCAAAAAGAAUUGUAUAUUCCACCAUCUGUUAUUGUACUAAGUGGUUUACCACAAGUUAUUUUUUCGUUUAGUUUUGCAUGUCGUCAACUGGUUACAUGGCAACAACAUGUGUUACUAAUCGCAUAUUUUAUAUCUUUUACACCUCAAUUACUCGGUUUCAUCAUCUAUGUAUUACCAUCAACUAAUUAUAUGAAAGAAUUUCAAACAACGAAAUUAUCAAAAACACAUAUCUUUCAAUUGAUAUUAUGGAAGAAAAAAAAUCGAACAAGAAAAUAA
Molecule: messenger RNA, 498 nt
Organism: Rotaria sp. Silwood2
Lineage: Eukaryota; Metazoa; Rotifera; Eurotatoria; Philodinida; Philodinidae
Source: the annotation of a GenBank genome assembly